AUGGAAUUCAAAGUUUAUAAAAAAUCAAAGUUUAUUUUAAAGAACCUUUAUAUCCAAAAGUAGUUUGAUAGAGAUGUUGUGGUUUUAUAGUUCAACUUAGGAGCAAGUCCUAUGAUUUAUGAUCAUCAAAAAAUGUUAUAAAAGGAAAAGCAUGAAACAAUAUAAGAGAUUAAUAAAUAAGAUUUUUCACCUUAUAGUCUUCAUCUUAUUAAUUAAGAAUAUUUAUGGAGUUAUGGAUGCAUAAAUUCUUAAAAGUAAUUUGAGAAAGAAAGUUCUCUUUAAGAAAAUGAGAAUAUGAGAAUUGAAAAAAAACAAGAUGAUAUGAUAUAUGAAGAAGAAUAGCAAUUUAAAGGUGAUUUAAAAAGAAACUAAAAUCUAUAAAUGACACCUAUGUCUGCUUCAAAAAGAAAAUUAAGUGGAUUGUAGAGUCCUAAUUUUUAAUAAAUAACAUCUAUUGAAAGAAAGGUCAGCGGGUUUUAUUUAGAUGAAUAGGAAAAUAAUAAUGAACUUAAUUAAAUAGCAGAAUAGGCAUUUAUGAAAGAUUAACUAGUCAAUCAAGAAGUAUGUUAAUUAUUUAAACCAAGAAAUUAAAAAAUUUAUAAGGGAAGGAAAGAUAGGUGAUUUAUUUGAUAUUUUAAAUGAAAUGA
Molecule: messenger RNA, 647 nt
Organism: Paramecium pentaurelia
Lineage: Eukaryota; Ciliophora; Oligohymenophorea; Peniculida; Parameciidae
Source: the annotation of a GenBank genome assembly